AUGUCGCGUAUUUUUGAGAACGCAAUCAAAACUGGCACGAAGAAAGAGGAGAGAAUGCUUGGUUUUAACGAAAAUGAGCAUGGCAUCUCGCAUGGUUUAUUACCAAUGUGGGAAAACAUGAAGGUGGGACCGUGGAUAGGCCUCCCCGAUCACGUGGAAACUAAGACGAUGGGAUUUAUUGAAAGGGUGAAAAACGAAGGAAUACCAUAUCUGCGUGACGGUAAAUACAACGACGGAAUCUUGCUUGAUAGAACAGCGCUACCUCUAUAUGUGAAAAUCUGUGAGCAAAUUGGAGACGAUAGCGAUCCUUACGGUGUGAACGCCCUUGUGGAAAAUGGACAUAUUAAUGAUGCUCAACUGGUAAAGCUUAUCACGAGUGGAUUAAAGCACGAAAUUGAGGGAUUUGAUUUUAUUCUACCAACCGUUCAACGCCUUCAAUCUGGUCUUUUAGGGAGAUGUCGGCUCAAAAAACUCAAUCCUGUCGAAGUGGAAUUAUUAUUGAUGGGUGAAGAUAAAGUGCUUGACGAUGUGCAUCUCGAGGUGUUCGUGCGAUAUUUUGUGCUGUACAAUAAGGCAGCCAUUGCUGGUAUGAUAGAUACACCCUCGAGCCAGCUGCUUUUAAACCUUGACGAGGUGGAAGCAUUUCUUGAUUUAUUGAACGACCCUGUUCUCAAAAAACUUAAGACCCCUUUAGUUCUCCAAGAAUCAAAGCAAGAUGAAGCUUUUGAAGUUGGCAAAAGACCAGCAUUGAUGGAUCCUGCCAUUCGUGCAGUAAAAAUUCGAAAAGGUAUUGUCAAGGUUGUGAAAAGUUAUUGGGAUGAAAAUAAACAUCCACUUAAUGUGCAACAGCAUCUCAUGGAGUUGACCAAAGACGAGAUGGACGAUUUUACCAUUGAAGUGCUGGGACAGUAUGUUUUGCACUACAAAAGAACAGUCAACUCUUACAUAAAGGAAAAAAAAUUGCAUUCGCUUGAGCAUUUCGAUUCAACGUUUACUGUAUCUGACACUGCAGCAUAUACGUCCAAGUCGACAUCCGGCAGAAUAAAUUUAAAAAGAAAGUGGGCGAACAAGGAUUCAGCAAAAGAAUAUCAAUAUGGAAACCAAAUUGUACCCAGCUUGCCCAAUGCAAGGUCUGUAACUCAGGAAGAGUCGGGCGAGUAUGGCAGGUACGGUAGUUUUGCUCGCUUUAAAUCGCUUAAAGAUGCAGAAUCCACGAUUGAUUUAUAG
This is a messenger RNA of Plasmopara halstedii, 1227 nucleotides long. RefSeq lists its product as uncharacterized. The transcript has a single exon. Lineage: Eukaryota; Oomycota; Peronosporomycetes; Peronosporales; Peronosporaceae. The record is from RefSeq and is a predicted model, not a curated record. Bases 1 to 1227 code for a protein of 408 amino acids.